AUGUCAGACAAGCAAAACCUAAGCUACCAAGCCGGUCAAGCCACUGGCCAAACUAAGGAGAAGGCAAGUGGGAUGAUGGACAAGGCCAAAGAUGCUGCUGCUUCAGCUCAAGACUCCAUGCAACAGAAGGCACAAGGAGCUGCUGAUGUGGUCAAGGACAAAACCGGCAUGAACAAGAACACUUAA
Molecule: messenger RNA, 186 nt
Organism: Arabis nemorensis
Lineage: Eukaryota; Viridiplantae; Streptophyta; Magnoliopsida; Brassicales; Brassicaceae
Source: the annotation of a GenBank genome assembly